AUGUGGAACAGCCGUCGUGCCGGAAUUCACAAAGAUCAACAGACACUGGACUGGUUUCGAUUGCCUGAUGCAGAACAACCUAUUGGAUUGGGUGUGAAUGCUACACUCAGACUGAUUCAGGAACGUCUACAUUGUCUAUCAUGCCUAGAUGAACCUCUUGGAUACAGAACGCAGUCGAUUCCCCCGAAAAUUCGAGCAUUGACGGCAACAUCAUAUUUCGAGCUCUCUGAGAACGAUAUCCUAAGUGGACUAAUGGAACCCACAGAUGUAGGAUACGAACUUUGUAAGUUUUCUGCACUCAGUGAAACAGCUCUUGACACUAAAGAAGGCGAAUUAUCGAGCAAGCAAGCAAUGGAUGAGUUGGAGAGCACACAAUGUUCACCAGCAGAUGGAAACCCAAUCCGAACAACCACACCUAAGCGACGCCGUGAACUUUUUAGUAGAGAUCCCACAACUCACGUUCUACUCGCUUCUCUGGAGAAGUUGACACGCGCUCAUAAAGGCAACAAAUUUAAUCUCGGACAGUCAGACUCUCUAAGCGACAUAUCAGAGCGACGAAUAGCUUCCCAUACACCAGACGAACGUUUGGUGACAGCAAAAGAAUCGUUAGUACGUAAAGGACCAUCACCGAAAAAGCCUGCAGUACGAGAAGAAACUAGACCUCUUCUGAAGGAAAUCAAUUUGAAAGCGUUACCGUCUAAAGAAAUCACAACUAUAUUAACGCCAAAACACUCCAAUCUGACGAAGAGCGAAAAUGCUAAGGCAAAACAGGACGUUAAGAACUCUGCUGGCGUAAUACAAUCUGUAAAAUCACAAAAAAUCACCAUAGACAAUGGACAGGACAGAAAACCGUCCACAAAGGGAAAAUUCACCUUACUUCCAUUUCUUAAGAAGAAGAAAUAA
This is a messenger RNA of Angiostrongylus costaricensis, 903 nucleotides long. The record is from the annotation of a GenBank genome assembly. NCBI's taxonomy places the organism in Eukaryota, Metazoa, Nematoda, Chromadorea, Rhabditida, Metastrongylidae.